UGCGCGGACAAAGGCAGCGCGCGCCGCGAGCUGUGGCGUGUGGUCCCGGUUUGGCGUAGUUGCCGAGGGCGUGUGGGGUCGCCGCCGCCGCCGCUGGCACUCUCCCUUCCUCUUCUCCUGGCUCCUGGGAGCCCCUGCCCCGGUUGUUUUUAAGGACUAUACCGGAGGUCCUCGUGGGGAUCAGUGACUUACUACAGCCCAAUGAAGUGCAGUCCUGGGCUUCCAGUGGUUCAGCUCCACAGUGCGCGGGAGCAGCGUGCGGACGUCCAGACCGUGUCUCUCCUGAUGCCGGACGGCAGCAACGAGCCGCAGCUCCCAGUCAGCCACGCAUUCUCGAUUUACAGUGUUUCCAACUCACGUGUAGCAGCUGCUAUCAUUGUCAUUCCCACUGCUGCUGCUACUUGUCCUAUGUCCGCUAGUUGGCUGCUGCCAUUCCCACCCUGCCUCCCUCAGGAGAGGUGCCAUUGCUGAUCGUGGUGCUUGAACAGAGCCUUGGUUGGUGACAGCAUGACGAGUGAGGUGAUAGAAGAUGAGAAACAAUUCUAUUCGAAGGCCAAGACAUACUGGAAACAGAUCCCACCCACCGUGGACGGCAUGCUUGGGGGGUAUGGCCACAUCUCCAGCAUCGACAUCAACAGCUCCCGGAAGUUCCUGCAGAGGUUUUUGAGGGAAGGCCCGAACAAGACAGGAACUUCCUGUGCCCUGGACUGCGGCGCUGGCAUUGGAAGGAUCACCAAGCGGCUGCUCUUGCCGCUGUUCAGGGAGGUGGAUAUGGUUGACCUGACAGAGGACUUUCUGGUUAAAGCCAAGACCUACCUGGGGGAGGAAGGCAAGAGGGUGAGGAACUACUUCUGUUGUGGUCUCCAGGACUUCAGCCCGGAGCCGGACUCUUACGACGUGAUCUGGAUCCAGUGGGUGAUAGGCCACCUAACGGAUGAGCACCUGUCCGAGUUCCUGCGGCGCUGCAAGGGGGGCCUCCGCCCCAAUGGCAUCAUCGUCAUCAAAGACAACAUGGCCCAGGAGGGUGUGAUCCUAGAUGACGUGGACAGCAGCGUGUGCCGGGACCUUGAGGUGGUCCGCAGGAUCAUCCGCAGCGCGGGCCUCAGCCUCCUGGCCGAGGAGAGGCAGGAGAACCUCCCGGAUGAGAUCUACCAUGUCUACAGCUUUGCCCUGAGAUAAGCCUGGGCUGGCAGGAGAAACUGAGGAACCACAGCCCAGGUAGGGGUUGCUGGCAGUUGGGUGAGAUCCAGGCUCCACGCUGAUGGUUCAGAAUGUUGAGAGACCGCUAAAUAUACCUGUCUGCAGUCCACUAA
This is a messenger RNA of Lemur catta (Ring-tailed lemur), 1313 nucleotides long. RefSeq names its product N-terminal Xaa-Pro-Lys N-methyltransferase 1 (gene NTMT1). Gene Ontology annotation, cellular component: cytoplasm. The transcript has 5 exons. The record is from RefSeq and is a predicted model, not a curated record. NCBI's taxonomy places the organism in Eukaryota, Metazoa, Chordata, Mammalia, Primates, Lemuridae. Gene Ontology annotation, molecular function: N-terminal protein N-methyltransferase activity. The coding region runs from base 508 to 1179 and encodes 223 amino acids.